CAUGCAUCAUGGAGUACAUGAUACAAUUUGGCUUAUCUUCAGAAGACAAAUAGAGGCAGAUUAAAAGAUCUUUCAAAACUCUUCUCCAAGAAUUAGUACUGAUUUCUUAACCUUGAAUACUGAAAGCAAGGUGUUAUAUGUACUUUCACUUUGUGGUGUUAUAAUCUAUAAAAACAAUGAAGCCUCUGAAAUGCUGGCGCUGAAGUGAGCACUACGCCUGUUCUUCACAUACAGUAAUUAAUGAACCUUAGCUUCAAAGCCAAACCCGGCCACCAAACUCUAUUAGUUCCAUCAGCUCUGUAUACAUACACAUUCAAGUGGUCAUGUACAUUCCGGCACCACCGAUCAUGGUCCGGCAGGAGCACAUCACUACUACAUGGAUCUCAUACUUCACCCUAACCACAGCCAUACUCACCGGAGCCACAGGCGUAAACUGGGGAACCAUGGCAUCUCACCAGCUACCCCCAUCGACAAUUGUUCGCAUGCUCAAAGACAACUACAUCAACAAAGUAAAACUUUUCGAUUCCGACCCUUCCAUAGUUACCGCCUUUGCUAAAACCAACAUCGAGCUCAUCCUCGGCAUUCCCAACAACCAACUUAGCCAUUUAGCCAAAGACUACAACAAUGCCAAGAACUGGAUCACAAACAACAUCACCCAAUAUCUCAACACCGGUCAUUACAACAUCAAGUACAUCGCCGUCGGCAAUGAACCAUUCCUUCAAAGCUACAAUGGAGCAUUCAUGGACGUAACACUCCCAGCUCUCAAAAACAUCCACCGAGCUCUUAUCGACGCCAACAUCGCACACCAUAUCAAACCGGUCGUCCCACUCAAUGCCGAUGUCUACAACUCUCCGACCACCAACCCUUUGCCAUCGGCCGGUAACUUCCGGUCGGACAUCCACAAGCUCAUGCUCCAACUAGUGCACUUCCUCAACUUCAUCCACUCCCCUUUUAUAGUAAACAUCUACCCCUUCCUCAGCCUUUAUCAAAACCCCAACUUCCCCAUCAACUUUGCCUUCUUCGACACAAAAACAAAACCUUUAAACGACUCCGGUGUGAUCUACACUAAUGUAUUCGACGCGAACCUUGCGACACUCAAGUGGUCUAUAAAAAAAGCCGGCGUGCUCAACAUGCAAGUCAUCAUCGGAGAGAUUGGUUGGCCUACUGACGGCUACGUGCAUGCCAAUGUGAAACUAGCCAAAAGAUUUUACAUUGGAUUCUUAAGUCAUAUUAGGAACAAACACAAAGACAUGCAAGUGUAUAUCUUCUCACUAAUGGAUGAGGACUUGAAGAGUGUUUUGCCAGGCAAUUUUGAGAGACACUGGGGGAUAUUCACUUAUGAUGGUAAACCAAAGUUUGAACUGGAUUUGAGUGGGCUUGGGAGAGAUAAUAAUAAUAAGUUGGUUGGAGCGAAAGGUGUUGAGUAUUUGGGCGAGCAAUGGUGCGUGAUGGAUGAGGACAUGGCUGGGAGUUUGGUGGAGAAGGUGCCUGCAAGUGUGGACUUUGCUUGUUCCAAUGCUGAUUGCACUGAGCUUGGGUUUGGUUGCUCUUGUGAAGGGUUGGAUCAAGAGGGGAAUGUUUCUUAUGCUUUUAAUGCUUAUUUUCAAAGCCAAGAUCAAGAUGAAAGAGCUUGUGAUUUUCAAGGCUUGGCUAAGAUUGUUAAGAAGAAUGCAUCCAGAGGUACUUGUGUUUUUCCUGUUCAGAUUGUUAGUAAUAGUGCUGUGUGGUUGUGGUUAGCUUGGUGGGUGGUGCUUGUGGAGAUUUUAUUUUAUUUUAUUUUAUUUUAUUUCUAAUUUUAU
Messenger RNA from Dioscorea cayenensis subsp. rotundata (Guinea yam), 1799 nucleotides. RefSeq names its product glucan endo-1,3-beta-glucosidase 8-like. The coding region runs from base 324 to 1793 and encodes 489 amino acids. Gene Ontology annotation, cellular component: plasma membrane. The transcript is spliced from 3 exons. Lineage: Eukaryota; Viridiplantae; Streptophyta; Magnoliopsida; Dioscoreales; Dioscoreaceae. Gene Ontology annotation, molecular function: hydrolase activity, hydrolyzing O-glycosyl compounds. Gene Ontology annotation, biological process: carbohydrate metabolic process. The record is from RefSeq and is a predicted model, not a curated record.